UGCGCUCGGGCUCAGAGGCGGAGCGCUGGCGCGGAAGGCGGGGCUUGGGACGCUGUAGUGCACGCAGCUGGGGUCCAGGUGGGCCGGGCGCUUUUCCCAGGGACACGGCCCAGGAACCUGCUGGGGCCACUGUAUGUCUCUGCUGCUCACCAACCGCCCCAUCCUGAGCAGCCCCAUGCGUCUCGCUGUUUUUGGUGGUCGGCUCGGCUCGGGCGGUAGCGGUUGCUUGCUUGUCCCCUGGCCGCAGUGAGAAAUCGCAAGAAAGAGAGGCCUUGAGAGUUGGCGGCAAGGCCUAAGAAGAGAUCGUCCUCUAUUUGACAUCAAAACUGGCCAGUAAGUGCACAAGUGAUGAGCUGAGCUACCUAGAAACUACCCUUGGGAAGAUGGUCUGUGAAUGGAGCUUCUGUUCCAAGGCACCCAGAGGAUUAGGAAGGAGAUGCAGCUAGGAAGAGUCGCCUCUUUGAGGUCUCCCUCUUGCUGUUCAGUUUGGGAAAAAUACUGCAGAGCCUUCGAGAUAAACAGGAACAGGAGGAGUCAACCAAGCCCUUUCUUGCAGAAGCGUCUCAGGUGUUGCUCCAAUCACAGGGCAGCAGGCCCCACAGAGCUCAUCUCCUGUCCUGGGUGUAAGCGAGUAUACCUUACCAGGGAUGUAACUGAACAUUUUUUUGCUGCAGUGCUUUCCUUCUGAGCAAUCCAAGAUGGCCAGGAACUGCUCCGAGUGCAAGGAGAAGAGGGCGGCACACAUCCUCUGUACCUACUGCAACCGCUGGCUGUGCAGCUCCUGCACGGAGGAGCACCGGCACGGCCCUGCCCCUGGGGGCCCACUCUUUCCCCGGACCCAGAAGGGAUCUCCAGGAGUGAAUGGUGGUUCUGGAGACUUCGCCUUGUACUGUCCUCUACACACACAGGAAGUGCUCAAGCUAUUCUGCGAGACCUGUGAUGUGCUCACAUGCCAUAGCUGCCUCAUGGUGGAACACAAAGAGCACAGGUGUAGACAUCUUGAAGAAGUUUUGCAAAACCAGAGGAUGCUUCUGGAAAGUGUGACUACACAGGUGGCACAUAAGAAAUCUAGUCUACAGACAUCUGCAAAGCAAAUUGAGGACAGGAUUUUUGAGGUGAAGCAUCAGCACAGGAAGGUGGAAAACCAGAUCAAAAUGGCCAAGAUGGUUCUGAUGAACGAGCUGAACAAACAGGCCAGUGGGCUCAUAGAGGAGCUGGAGGGCAUUACUAAUGAAAGGAAGCGGAAGCUGGAGCAGCAGUUGCAGAGCAUCAUGGUUCUCAACCGUCAAUUUGAGCAUGUGCAGAAUUUCAUUAAUUGGGCUGUCUGCAGCAAAACCAGCAUCCCUUUCCUUUUCAGCAAAGAGCUGAUUGUGUUUCAGAUGCAGCGAUUGCUGGAGACCAAUUGUAACACAGACCCUGGUUCCCCUUGGAGUAUCAGAUUCACCUGGGAGCCUAACUUCUGGACCAAGCAGCUGGCUUCCCUUGGCUGUAUAACUACUGAGGGUGGACAACUGUCCCCGGCAGAUACUCCUGCGUAUGGAAGCUUACAGGGACCAUCAUCUUUUUAUCAAAGCCACCAGUCCCCAGGGGCUCAGCAGGAGACUCUCAGCCAUCCCUCACGCAAGUUCCAGCCUCCAGCACUGUGUUCCUCCUCUGUGUGCUGCUCCCACUGCUCCCCAGUCUUGCCCUCCCUCAAAGGCCAGGUCCCGCCGCCCAGCAUACACCCAGCCCACAGCUUUAGGCAGCCCUCCGAGACGGUGCCCCAACAGCUGAGGUCACUGCAGUGCUCCCCACUGCUGCCCAGGGAAAAAGAACUGCCCUGCCGUCCUCAUCCACCAAAGCUACUUCAACCCUGGCUGGAAACCCAGCCCCCUGCGGAGCAAGAGCGCACAUCCCAGCGGCUGGGGCAGCAGCUGACUUCCCAGCCCGUGUGCAUCGUGCCUCCGCAGGAUGUUCAGCAAGGAGCCCACGCCCCGCCCACCUUUCAGACACCGUCUGUCCAGGUGCAGUUGGGCCACCACCAGAAGCUGAAGCUCAGCCACUUUCAGCAGCAGCCGCCGCCUCCGCCCCAACAGCAGCCACCCCCACCUCUCCCUCCAUCCCAGCAUCUGGCUUCUAGUCAGCACGAGAGCCCUCCUGGGCCUGUCUGUUCCCAGAAUGUGGACAUAAUGCACCACAAGUUUGAGCUGGAGGAAAUGCAGAAGGACCUGGAGCUUCUCCUUCAGGCUCAACAGCCCAGCCUGCAGCUGAGUCAGGCCAAAUCGCCGCAGCAUCUUCAGCAAACCAUCGUGGGGCAGAUCAACUACAUUGUGAGGCAGCCAGCACCCGUCCAGUCCCAGAGCCAGGAGGACACAGUGCAGGCUACAGAUGAGUCCCCAGCAUCUGAAGGCCCAAAGCCAAUUCUCCCUCUUGACAAGAAUACAACUGCUAACUUGCCCCAGGCAUCUGGGGAAGAAACUCCUCACAGUGUUCCCCAACUGGACAGCGCCAUCCAGCACUCCUCUCCGAAUGUGGUGAGAAAGCACUCCACUUCUGUGAGCAUCAUGGGCUUUUCCAACACACUGGAGAUGGAACUGUCAUCUACCAGGCUGGGGAGGACCUUAGAGCCACAGAUCCAGAGUGCGAGCAGCCUGACAGCUGCCCCACCCCAGGUGGUACCAAGCCUGCUGAGUGGCCCCUCACCAACCGUGUCCAGCCUGGUGGGCGGUCAGAACCAGGCUAUGGCCAGCCUGACAGCCAGUCACCUGCCGACCAUGCCCAGCCUUGUGUGUGGCACACCCCACUCCAUGCCCAACCUGAUGAGUGAUCCCUCCCAGGCCAUCACAAGCCUGGCAAAUGAUCACUCUCAGACUGGGCCCAGCCUGAUGUCUGGUCCCACCCACACUGUACCAAGCCUGGCAACUUGUCCUCUGCAGAGCGUGCCUCCGGCUUCUAACAUGCAGUCGGAAACCGGAUCCAGCUGCAGUCCUGGCUCUGGCCGAAAUGCAGGGAGCCUGCACCCUGGGGAUGGGGCUGACCCCUCCCUGGGGAAUGCCUUGUGUAAGAUGGAAAGUGAGGAUUCUACCCGCUUCACUGACUCUCUGGGACAAGGCCCCACAGCCCCUGGUCCGGACACUUCCAAGGAUUUGGCUAUCCCCUCAGAACUGGAGGAGCCAAUUAACCUCUCUGUGAAAAAACCUGCACUGGUCCCAGUGGUCAGCAAAUCCGUGGCCCUGCAGCAGUACCGGAGCCCAGAAGAGUGUGAGAAUUUUGAACAAGGAGCCCUAGGCCUGGAUACAAAAGGGAACCAGAGCAUCAGACCCUUCAAUAGUGAGCCCAAGAUUCCCUAUGUGCGACUGGAGCGGCUCAAGAUCUGUGCUGCCUCCUCAGGAGAGAUGCCUGUGUUCAAGCUGAAGCCACAGAAGAAUGAGCAGGAUGGGAGCUUCCUGCUGAUCAUUGAAUGUGGUACUGAGUCCUCCAGCAUGUCCAUUAAGGUCAGCCAGGACCACCUGUCUGAUGCCAUCCAGGCCCCAAACCUGGGGGGUAGAAAGGUCACUGUCACAUCUCUGGCUGGGCAGCGGCCACCAGAAGUGGAGAGUGCAUCUCCUGAAGAACACAGGCUCAUUCCUCGACCCCCUGGAGCCAAGAAGGGACCCCCAGUACCAAUAGAGAAUGAGGAUUUCUGUGCUGUGUGCCUCAACGGGGGAGAGUUGCUGUGCUGUGACCGCUGCCCCAAAGUGUACCACCUUUCCUGCCACUUGCCAGCCUUGCUCAGCUUCCCAGGGGGAGAUUGGGUGUGUACCUUGUGCCGCAGCCUGAGCCAGCCUGAGAUGGAGUACGACUGCGAGAACGCCCGCUAUAACCAGCCUGGAGUGCGGGCCCCUCCUGGCCUGAGCGCGUAUGACCAGAAGAAGUGUGAGAAGCUGGUACUGUCCUUGUGCUGCAACAGCCUCAGCCUGCCCUUCCACGAGCCUGUCAGCCCGCUGGCCCGGCAUUACUACCAGAUUAUCAAGAGACCCAUGGACCUGUCGAUCAUCCGGAGGAAGCUGCAAAAGAAGGACCCAGCCCACUACACCACCCCGGAGGAGGUGGUAUCAGACGUCCGCCUCAUGUUCUGGAACUGUGCUAAGUUCAAUUACCCCGACUCAGAGGUUGCAGAGGCAGGCCGCUGCCUGGAAGUGUUCUUUGAGGGCUGGUUGAAGGAGAUCUACCCGGAGAAACGGUUUGCUCAGCCAAGGCAGGAGGACUCAGACUCUGAAGAGGUGUCUAGUGAGAGUGGGUAUUCCACUCCCCAGGGCUUUCCAUGGCCCCACUGCAUGCAGGAGGGCAUCCAGCCCAAGAGGCGGCGGCGACAUAUGGAGAAUGAAAGAGCAAAAAGAGUGUCGUUCCGCCUGGCCAACAGCAUCUCCCAGGUGUGAGGGCUGGAAGGAGACCAAGUACUCCGGCAGCUGGCGCCCCGUCCUGUUGACCACUCCUCCCCACCUUUCAGCUCAUUCUCUUUGGAUUGUGGAUGUGAGACAAGUCUUGUUGAGCUUGUAGUGCCCUUCUUUGCCGUUUGCAUCUUACAGCGUUUAUUUGGGAGCCGUAGUGCAUCCACUACAGAGAGUAAACAGCAAAGAGGGGGGUGUUCCCUAUUACCAGAACGAUCAGUCGUGUAGGGUCCACUUGACAAGACCAAGCCCAGUUAGGCUCGGAAGGACCAAACUUCCUUGGUGAAUUCUUUCUGCUGAGGAAGGCCGACAUUUCUCACCUUUCAGUGUGCAGGGCUCAGGAGCAAUGUAUAUAUCUGAACUCCUCCUGGGCCCAGAAGAGGGUAAAAGAAGGGAGAGAGGUUCUGACAUAUGGCAGGCCUGUGAUCCCUGGACCAGCACAGCCAAAGACUGUCACUGUUUGCCUUUGUUUGGCCUGCUCGGACAGAGGCACCUGCCCUGCACAGGGCAAUGAGGCUUCUAGAGGCCAUAGGUCUCAACUGGUGCCUAUUCGGGUUCUAACGGUUUUCAGGGUAUUUGUUUUUCAUGCCCCCUUUCCUGAUGCUGACUUAGGUGGCCGCUGUGAAGCUCUGGAUGGUGUGGCAUUCUUGAUGGGGCUGGGUGGCUGUGCAGAGACCACUUACAUCUUUAGGCUCCGAUUUCACUGGCAGGCUUAAGAAGAUGUUAACUUCAGAGCCUGCCAUCUGUGCCACUGCUUUGGUGUCAGAACCUGCUUCUUAGAAGUGAUUGUUGGCGGCCACCCCUUCAUUAUGUCCAUUCAGAGGUCCAGACCCUGAGUUCUGCUUGGGAAAACUAUGAGGAAGCUGCUGUCUGCUUCACAUACAGAGGUUCUAGGCCAAGGAGAAUGACCCACAACCAGCUCUCUCUGCUGGGUCUCUCCUCCUGCGUAGAGAUCCUAAUUCUCAGCUUCUCCACUUCACAGAGCCAAAGAUCAGAAGUGAGUCCUCUGACUCGCCUGCCCUCAGGCUGUCCACUGCCCAGAAAAAGCCAAGACUCUGCUGGCAGCCCUUUUUUUGCUGGAGGUUGGAGAAGGCCAGAGGGACCAGCAGGAGCCAGACCUAAGCAUUCGUGGAAGUUCUAUCUGGCGUGGAAAAGGGGAAAACUGAGAGGCGAGAAGGCUCUUUGGUGUCCUUUGGUGACCCUGAAGCAACUUCAGGCCUUUAUUUCUCCUAGAAUGCAGAGAGAAUUGUUCUGGAGGUCACAGGCAUGGGAGCGGAGCUCCAGGCUGCAUCUCGGAUGGAUUGGUGUGGUCUGUGCAAGGUGUUUGGGAGGAAAAGGCAUAGGCAGGUGCUGGGGGUCAGGCCACUUCACGAGCAAGGGCUUGGUUGAGAGGGAACCUAUUGCUGAUGUUGGCUUGGCCUGGGGACGGCUCUCCCUGGUCCUGUCAUGGCUUAGCUAAUUUCAAGGGAGCCAUAGGUCAUGGCUUUACUUUUGCUAAGAGACGCAGUUUAUUUGUAGGGCCCUUGUUAAUGGGAUAAUUUUGAUCAGAGAAAACAUUUCUUCUCUCCUGUGAGUGGAUGGAACUGCUCGUUUCUUUUCCACCCAGGCUGAGAGAGCAUCUUCACUUCAAAGCAGACUGUGCCCACUGACUUGCCAUUCUUUCACCAGCACAUGCCAAGCUCUCCUAAGCAGAUGAACUUCCAUAAUCCUGUUUUCUAGUUUGGGGUAACUAGGUCUUGAAUAAUCCAGUAGCCAGGCGAUCUUUGCAUGUAACCCUCUACUCUUUGGAGCUCACAUGACUUUACGGUUUGGGCUCUGACCACUUCCUUUUCAAUUUUCAAAUCUUUUUCUCUGUUUAGUUGGCUUGGCAAGGUUCUCUCUGUAAUUACCUCAUUAAUUCCUCCUCUUGGUCAUCUUUCCUUUGUGUGGCCCACCUUCACACCUUCUUUGAAUGAGCUUCACCAGUGUUUUGUGUUGGGCAGCUGGGUGAGGGCUAUGACAGGCUCAAACCCAACUGACAUCUUUCCCCAAGACCAGCUAGAAACCACAAAUAUGAAGGAAAAUACCUAGUUAAGUGCUUGGCUUCACUUCUAUCAGUGAAGUUCCCAGCUUGAGUGUAGCCUGCUGGGCCAGGGGACCUUAGUAAUGUGGUAGAGAGUCACAUAUUCCCUUCCCACUGCAGAGACCCUGCAUGCUGAGAAGCUCCCUUUAGGCACCUGAGCAGUGGGGGAGGGGUGGGAGGUAGGGUGUCCUUUCCUCCAAGGGUGUGAAGCCCGGCCCACCAUCCAUCUCUACGUUGGUUACCCCACAACAGUGCCCUCUCCCUGGCUUUUCCUGUGUACUUAGCACCAGUGUUUUAACUGCUGGUUUUGUUUUGUUUUUGCAUGCAGAAAACAACAUGAUGUUUCAGAAGUUGAACAAAAGGCUACUAGCUGAGUGACUGACUUCACUGGCUCUUUGCUAACAUUUGAGCUAAUCCCGUUUUUGACUUAUUCCCAUAAUGGCCCCAUUGUGGAGUCAGUUGAGUCCUUUGGUCAUUGACAAAGUCAUGAAAUGGAAAUACAAUGAAUUCUGGAUUCUUAUGGUACAGAAUGCAGUCCUAGAAGAGGAAUUGGGUUUCUUGGGUAUACUGAGAAACAGAAGAAUGGAGGGCUUCAGUUGAUGCAAAGGAGAUUUUAGUGCACUCUUCUAGAAAACGGGUAGGUUGGCCUUGCCUAACUUCCAGCAAUUGCCAACUACACACCCUGCCUGUCUUUGCAGGUACCCCCUCCCUAACAGCAGCCACCAGAUCCUCUGUAGGCUCUGCUCCACAGAAGACCCUACCAUCAACCCUGGCGGACUCUGGCUCUCUGUACCCAUUUCUGGCAACAGGUCUUUGCCUUGCCUCUAAGACCUACACCUCUCCUUGUUUGUUCCUGGGCUCUGCUCUGCUUUCUGUCUCACUCCAUGGUGUCACCUAUAGUCUUCUCUUCUGAACUCCUGAACUGAGACUUUGCUCUUUUUGGAUUACCAUCCCCUAUGCUUCCUCUUCUCCCACUCCUCCACUGCUAUUAAAUAAAUUGCUUGCUCCUUUAGCCCAGUUCCAAGACCUUAGCUUUCUGUUCUCCCAGUCUUUCAGCUUUCUCCUGGACUUCUUCCUCUCCUGAGCCUAAACCCAUGGCCCAGGACACACUGAUGGUUUUGUCAGCAUCCUGAACUUCCUCAUCUCCUCCAACUCUUGCUGAAACUAUCAACCAUUCUCCAUUUUCUGCAUCAACCUAUUUUUUGCUCCCUUUUUCUGGGCUCCUAAGCAUGAAAAAUUCAGAGUUGACAGUCUCAGUUGGGCUCUCAGUAUUGAUUGGUGUGUCUCUGACUUGUUACUACUCUGCUUUCUAUCCAUGCCCUUCAUCUUUGCUGUCAGCAAAUGACUGGCCUCAUUGCCCGCUUCACAGAAGAGAGGCCCUAAAGCAAAAACUUGGCUGUCCGUAUGCUCCUCUCCCCCUCCCAUCCCUCUGUGUCUGUAUCCCUCCUCAGCGCCUUUCCAGUUGCUCCUGUUUGGUGCUCUAUUCUUGAAUCCUGCUCUAUGUCUUCCAAGACUUUGCUCCAUUGCAUAUCCCACAGCUCCCAUUUUCCAGGGUCUUCAAACUCCCUCUCCAUUGGUUACCUCCACAUAGCUUACAAACAAACAAAGUUCUCCCCAAGAUUAAAACAGAAUUUCUUAGAGUCUGUUGCACUUACAGUUUUUUCCUCAAUAGCCAAGUUUCUUUAAAAAAAAAAUCUGUUCACUGAUUUCUUCUUCAUCACUUUCCAAUCCUCUAUAGAUUUUCAUAAAAGUCACCAGUGACCACCCAGUUGCCAAAUCAAGUGAAUACCUUUCUGUCCUCAACUGUCUUGAACUCUCUACAGCAUUUCACAUCGUCUGCCACUUGCUGUUUGAAAAACCCUCUUCACCUGGCUUUCAUGACUCCACAAUUCUCUGGAUUCCUCUUACCUUUCAGCCACACAGGCUGAGCCUUCCUUGAAAUACUGACAGGGGGACACAUCUGCAGCUUUCUGUGGUCUCUCCUCUUCAGGAGUAGGAUAGGCAGGAGGGAGCACAGCUGCCCCUGCUCCCUGCCCUCUGUGUCUGCCUGUUCUCUUUGAGUUCAUUUCUUCUCCUGGACUCAGUUCUCCUCAUGCCAAGCAUGUGUAUGAGCUCUGCUGGGAGGACACCAUCUGUGAUUCUUUCUGUCCGUCUCUCCCAGUGCAGCACAGAGACAGAUUUUAGCCAUGUUUGCUAAGAGGCCCUAUAUAAAUCAGCCCAAGAAUGUGGAUUGGAUCUUACCAAGAAGGAAUUUGGUGAGCUGGAUUACCCAGCUGGUGGGCAGCUCAGCACCAGGAUCCUCAUGCCAGUUAGAGCCUGCCUUGGUCGGUAAGGUCUUGGAAUCUCGGUAAGCAUGUUUCCAUGCAUGGUUCAGUUCUGCUAGCCAGGAGGAGAAUCCUGGCAGGGGUGGGUGUCUGCCACUGAUAACAUUCUGAUGGAGGGAAACUGGGCAGUGCUGUGAUUCAUCACUUGCUUGGGGUUCAGCUGGGGUCAGCCUGGCCCCUUUAGCCGGAUCUUUCCCGUCUGUUCUGGUCACCACCACCUGCUUGCUCCAGUUGUUCCUGGAGCUAGAGGCAGAUGCCGGUGGUUUUCUUGGAGGCAGGAGGGUAUGGUAGAAAGAUAUCUGAUUUGAGAUGCUGAACAUCAAAAUUUUGGCUCUGCCAGUUGUGAACUGUGUGACCUUGGGUACAGUUUCCCCAUCUAUAAAGUUGUGGGGAGGAAGGAUGGUGAAAACUGUGCCCUCUCAGAGGCUCUACAGCUCUAAAGAUGGUAAUGGUGAUUCUAAUUCUAAAGCUCAGGCCACACAGGGAACAAGGGAACACUGGAGCAGUUCACAGCUAGGGAGUCUUGACCAAGGCAGGGCAAAGGGACUCACAGGCCAAAAUGAGCUGCUUUGAGGAAAGUCUUUAGUAGCUGGUGCUGCUUCUGGAGCCAUAUACCCAUUCCUCAAACUGCACCCCUUCGUUGGCUAUGUAGGGCGAGUUCCUCCUAGGCCUUUUCUAGAAGUGGCCAUUGGAUCCAAAGUGGUUGGGGGCAUGAGGGAGGAACAUGAUAAGGGGAAGUGUCACUGAUCUUAAUAGGACCUACACAUUCUAGAACAAAUUAAAAGAUAGCACUUUUCUUUACCAGUAAUUGUGUCCUGGAGUGUUUUUUGAGUGGAGAUGGUUGAACAUGCUUCAUGGUCUUCUCACCCCCAGACUCCAACAUCGUUAAGACACAAGGUGGGGAAGAGUAGAUUGGGUAGCUUUCUCUCUAGGGAAGAACUCAGCUCUCUGCUUCUUAUUGCAUGAACACAUCCUGUUCUUUAAAAUACAGGCAGCAAGUCUGAAGGAGAGUUAGGGGGAAAAGCAUCUUAAGAAUGCUGUGGCUGAUAGCUUAAUCCUUGUCCAACUGGGUGGUGAGCAAUGCUCUUUGUUCUUCUUUGUUUGCAAGGGGAAGUAUCUCUUUCAGAAGUUUUCAGACUAAUAAUGGAAGGGUUGGUAAACUGGAAUAUCACCAUUUUCCAACCCCCAGUGAAUGAAUGGAUCUAGGCAGUGACCAUCCAAGGUGUCCCAUAUCACAGAGACGUCCAGACAUUACGUGUCUCCUGAUACACAACAUCAUCUAUGAAGUGUUUCCAAACAAAUAGAAUCUGAAUCUAAUCAAGUCUCUAGAUUUAACUACCAAUUUACAGAUGUAGUUCCCAAUUGAGAGGAAAAGCAAAGAACAGAGGAACAUUUAAAAUGACAUCACAAGGAUACAAUCAGUAAAAUCCAGUCUGUGAGCAAUGACAGAACAAAUGACCUGGUUUCUUCAGCAAAUGUAUUGCAAGGAAAAAAAAAAAAGAGAUGGGGGGGAAACCUACAGACUAAAGAGACUUAAAAAAGCAUAUAAAACAAUUGCAAAGUAUGGAACUUAUUUGCAUCCUGGUUUAAAGAAUAUUAUGAGAUGAUUGGGAAAAGAUGAAAACUCAGGAUAUUUGAUGAUAUUAGGAUUUAUUAUUUUUAGUGUUAUUAUUACUUUUUAUCUUUAAUUUUUAUGUUACUUUUUAGGUAUGAUCAAGAUUUGUAAUGGUAGAAUAUUAGAAACAAUGAAAAGCCUAUAGAAGAUGGUUAAAUAAUUAAUAUGAUAUAAUUAAAAAUGAUAUUUAAAGAGUCUAUAGGCAUACUUGAACCGAGACAAAGACUCUCAAAGCCUUUGUUUGAAUUAGGAAUCCAACAGAGUCAGAAGAUACAUAAAGGGAGAAAGAAGUUCUAAACUUCUUCUGGCUUGAGAAACCUCUCGAGUAUUUCAGAAAAUAGAGAUAUCAUUUAAAAUAAUUAUCGAGCUCAUUUGAAAAGACAUUAUUGGGACAAGUGGGGAGAUUUUAAUACGGGCUGAUAAUUUGUAUUAAUAUUAAGCUUCCUGAGAGCGAUACUUUGAGCUGUGGUUACAGAGGAAAAAGGCCUUGUUUUUAGGUGGUGCGUGCUAAAGUGUUUAGGGACAAAGGAUCAUGAUGUCUGCAACUAACUCUCAGGGGUAGAAAAACUACAUAUUACGUUAUUAGAGAGAGGUAAAACAGAUGUGGCCAAAAGUUAACAAUUGGUAAAUCUAGAUGAAGGGGACAUGGAUGUUUAUUGAACUGUUCUUGGGAGGGAAAAAGAGCAAAUAAUUUUAACAAAUGGAAUAUGAGGCAUGCAAUGUUUGCAUCUAGAAUAACAACAUGGAAAAUAAUUAGGAGAUGAUGCUAAAUUGAAAAAAGCAAAACAGAAUUAUAUGUAAAAUAAAAGAAAAAAGAUACAAAUACAAAUAUAUAAAAUGUUAUUAUCCUAAAAUAUAUUAGGGUGGUAGCAUUAUGCAUAAUUUUUCUUUUUCCCAAACUUUGGUGUUAAAAUGCUGUACUGCUUUUAUACUUAUACAAAUACUUUUAUAUGUAUUUUUAAACUUUUAUCAUGGUAUAUUUCAAAUAUCAUAUUUUAUGUCUUAGCCAAAACCCCUCUUCCGAGAGUUUUUCCUAACUACCCAAUCUAAAGUGGACCCCAGGCACUCGCUCUCACAAUCUUGUUUUAUUGUCAGCAUAGCACUUACUACUAUGUGUAUUUAUCCAUUUCCUUAAUUUGUUUUCUUACAUUGUCUAGGUCACCCCUCAUAUGGUGUAAGCUCCCUGAAAGCAGAAAUCUUGCCCAGAUCCUAGAACAGUGCCUGUAGUUGCUCAACAAAUAUUUGUUGAAUGAAUGAAUGAAAUCAGGUCUUUGUCAUCCAACUUCCCAUUUUACUGGGAACACUGAAGUCUUGAGAAGGGGAAGGACUUGUCCCAGUUUCCUCAUGAGUUGGUGGCGAUGUCAGAGCUAGAACUCAAGCCUUGUGACUCAAGUCUCAAAAAGCUCUUCUUUCAAAAUGUCUAAGGCCAAAAAAGCUCCUGGGCACCAGACAAGUGGCAGGAGUGAGGGAGGAUCCACAGCCCAUUCCCUUUGUUGCAGUGUGCCAGAAGCCCCAUAGGUGGCGCCAGCGGUGCUCAUUUAGCUCUCUGGCAAAGUCAGGAAAGUGUGCAAGGGAGACAUUUUGAUGAGGAGCGGGAUAUUUGCACAGCCUUAAAUUGCCUUUCUACCGAUGGCUCAUUAGUUGUGAGGGAGAAAAAAAUGCACAGUAAUUAAACAGAGGAGAAAUAAGACAACUCCUUGACUGUGUGAUCAAAAUAACGUCACCAGUGAGGCACAGGUGGACACGUGCAUCUGGAAGUGAUACCCUGAGAAGGACACAACAUCACCCAUCCAAUAUCGCAGCCUAGAAUGCAUACUCUGAACCUAAUUAUGGAGAAACAUCAGACAAACCCAAAAUGAGGAACGUUAUGUUAAAGUCAGGGGAUAGGGGGCUGGAUUUUAAAAAAAUGUCUAUGUCACUAAGACAAAGAAAAGCUAUGAAAAUGUUCCACAUUAAAAAAGGCUAAAGACACAUGACAACUAAAUGCAAUAUCCAGGACUAAACUGGGUCCUGUAGUGGAAGGGGGGAAGUGCUUCAAGGACAUCAUUGGGUCCACUGACAAAAUUGGAAUAUGGACAGUAGAUUACAGUAUUUUAUCAAUGCUAAAUAUACUACAAUUGAUAACUGUGCUGUGGUUAUAUAAUAAAUUACCCUUUUUUUAGGGAGUAUGCACUGGAGUAUUUAGGAGUAAAAGGCCAUAGUGUAUGUAACUUACAUUCAAAUGGUGCAAAAAAAUUUUUUUUUAAUAAUUUAAAUAUGUAAAUAUAUAUUUUA
Globicephala melas (long-finned pilot whale) is the source of this 12684-nucleotide messenger RNA. RefSeq names its product tripartite motif containing 66 (gene TRIM66). Gene Ontology annotation, molecular function: zinc ion binding; protein binding. NCBI's taxonomy places the organism in Eukaryota, Metazoa, Chordata, Mammalia, Artiodactyla, Delphinidae. The record is from RefSeq and is a predicted model, not a curated record. Gene Ontology annotation, cellular component: chromatin.